Anneissia japonica is the source of this 2485-nucleotide messenger RNA. RefSeq lists its product as uncharacterized. Lineage: Eukaryota; Metazoa; Echinodermata; Crinoidea; Comatulida; Comatulidae. The record is from RefSeq and is a predicted model, not a curated record. The transcript has 3 exons. Bases 46 to 441 code for a protein of 131 amino acids.
UGCCUCAGACCUGGCGGGGAGUGCUUCCUUCUAUACGUCGGUCCGAUGAAUCAAAUACUGGGUCACAGUGAGGAUGAACUUCCAUAUUACUUGAAGAAUAUUAGUAAAUGGAAAGAACAUCUUAAAGAUUACGAGAACAAAAUAUAUAGUCAAAUAAGUAUUGAAGAUAGCAUAAGGUUUCUGGAAUCAGUUGGCUUCGAGGUAAUAACAGCAAACUUACACAAACCAUGUGACGAACUUGAUCUUCACAAAGACCAAAUAAAAGAUUAUCUCCGCACACUUCUUGGUCAUCUGAAUUACCUACCCGAGCAAUACCACGAAGGAUUUCUACAAGAUGCUACUGAUUGGUGCAACAAAAACUUUCCUGUCAAUCAACGAGGAAACCAAUAUAUGCGACUUGAAGUAAUGAUGCUCCGAGCCAAAAAAAAACUAAAUUACUGAAGAUCAGAUAAAUAGCCUGAGAGCCGCACAUUUCAGUUAUCACAAUGGAGGUCUCUGUAUAGGACCAUACUGUACCUAUAUGAAUUUAAAUUAAGCUUAGACUUACGACACUAAAUUACUAUGGCGCCAUUCAUUCUGAAUUUGUUGGCCUGCAGAAUUUUAGAAACUAUUUUCAAUAUAUAUGUGAAAUAUUCCUAAUACCGAAAUCAAUACAUACUAUUCACAACCACUGGUUCACCAAAAUAUGAAUGACUGGGUGUAUAAUUUAAUUCAUCAUAUAUUUUACAGUUGACCCUUAAGUUGGUUGGUAAUAAAUUUGAGGAAACAAAUAGUAACUGCAAACUUGGCAACAAUAGCAUCAGACAGAAAAAAGAUGGAAAAUGUUAGAGGAGGGCUUCACACAGCAGUGGGUGAAAAAGCCUGAUGAUGAUCAUCAUGAUGAUCAUGAUGGAAUAGUAGUUACAGUGGUAAAUUAUCGUAAAUCAACAAACAACCUCCCCUUGAUAACAAUGAUUUCAAAGAUAUAUUGACAGUGUAAUCUAAGAUUAGAUUCAACAGCCAAACUGUUUUAACAUUAUUAAAUUACUGUGAACAUUUUAUUUGUUACUAAACCAAGAUGGACCUUUCCGCUCAUCCCCGCCCCUUGGAUACGGUUGCUAAGAUUCCGCAAAACGACAGCAUAAAUUAGUUAAGCCCUGCCAAUUGGAUAUGAUGGCUAUGAUCCCGCAUAACAUACGUGCUUCUUGUAAGUAUGUGUUCUUAGCCCUGUUCUGAUUGGUUCAAAAGCAGGGCUUAUUUAAACUAUGGAGGAAAGACCUAUGUUUAAACCUGUAAAUAGGCUGAGAAUAAGACUGACUAUUCAAUGCCUAUCUCAUAUGGUAUAUAUAUAAAAUAUAUAGAAACAUGAAUUUGAGUUCUUAUGUUUAGUAAACAAGGUCAUAAAAUGUCUUAUACAUUUCAAGAAAAUAUUUGAAAAAAGAACAGGCAGGUAAUUUAGAUGAUCAACACGUGCCUGUAUGAUUAAGUUAAAAAAGAAAUCAUAUUCUACUACCUAUUGACUUAUAAAUCAAUUUAUAAAUCAAUCAAUUUUUAUUAAAAUUAUUUUGUACAGUUGAGGGUAGAUAGUGCCAUAAUGACCAUUGACCUAGUAUUCUAGUGUCUUGCAGGGUCGGAAAUCAGCGACAUCAAGAGGCAAUAAUUUUCUCUAUAACAACAUAUCAUACUUGAUAUACAAAUCAAUAAUUUUUAGUUAAAAUAUAUAUUUUUUUUCAAUAGUAGUAGUGACUAUUACAUACCUAGUCAAUCUUUCCCAGUCAUCGAGCAGAUUUCCUGAAAAAUGGAAAUGUCCUAAAGUUUUCCCUAUAUUUAAAAGUGGUGAUAGAACCAAGGCCAGUAAUUACAGGCCCAUAUCAAAUUUACCAAUUCUUUCUAAGAUAAUUGAAAGGGUUGUUUUUUUACCAGAUUUAUCAAUUUAUAAAUUCUAAAGGCAUGAUCUAUAAAUAUCAAUCUGGAUUUCGUCCUAAAUUUUCAACUGUAUCGUCCUUUAAAUAAAUAUUACAGAAGAUUGGAUAAACGCAAUUGAUUGUGGGAAGUACAUUGGUUUAGUUAUGCUAGAUUUGAAGAAGGCAUUUGAUACAGUGGACCAUGCCAUUCUUAUAGAGAAACUCCAUUCUUUCAAACUUGAUCAAAAAGUUAUAAAUUGGUUUAGAAACUACCUUUGUGAUCGUACACACCUGACCCAGGUAAAUGGAGUUCAAUCAAGUCUAUGUAAUAGUGUAUGUGGAAUCCCUCAGGGAUCAAUUUUGGGUCCUCUGUUAUUUACAUUAUAUGUGAAUGACCUACCAAAGCAUGUAAAUAGUGUACAAAUUAGUAUGUAUGCAGAAUGCAUUCGUAAAGAGUUUUCUUUUUGUGAAAUCAUCAACAUAAAAAAGAUAAUCUGAACAUGAAAUACUACUUUUGAAUUGAACAUAAUAAUUCAUUAUUGAUGAAGACAUAUUUUCUGAAUUAAAUUUCUGGUUUUCGAUGUCAGAUAAACGUAAAGCAA